Messenger RNA from Neoarthrinium moseri, 783 nucleotides. RefSeq lists its product as uncharacterized. The coding region runs from base 1 to 783 and encodes 260 amino acids. The transcript has a single exon. The record is from RefSeq and is a predicted model, not a curated record. Lineage: Eukaryota; Fungi; Ascomycota; Sordariomycetes; Amphisphaeriales; Apiosporaceae.
AUGCGUACCUGCGCUCAGUCCAGUGGCUGUGGGUUUUCCUACGGCGUCGAGACAGAUCCUCAGUCAAUAUGCCCGCAGGGCUGCAAGACACAGCGUCGGCCAACUCCCAUUCCGCGCGCUGUCUGUCGCCGCAAGACUGUUUUCACCGGUGACAGCAGAGUCUCGCUUCGACAGCGCAUGGCAGAGAUGAGGGCCAAGGCUACGGGUUCUCCUGUGCGUACGAGCACACGCCCUGUAAGUCCACCGCCGACUGCAGAUCAGCCCGAUUGUCCACCUGCGCCUCGUAAAGCCCGGCAGUCCCAGUUCGUACGCGGGUUUCCUAGAACCGAGGGCAUCGACGGUGUAGUCUGCGACGACGAAGAUAUAGCGCUUGAUCGCCGAGCCACUCGGCUGGAGCAGCCGCCGCGAGGUACGCAAGCCUCUCUGGAACCUUGUAGGAAACUUGACCUAAAGCCCAGCUCGUCUCCGUUGCGCAAUAGUACGACGUUCGAGGAGAUCUGUGACAUGCUAGAGAGCAUAAACGUGAGUAAAAGCAGUGUACCCGGCGGCAACGACAGCGAGCAGGGAAACCCUGUGGCCAACGAUAUCGAGUAUCUCCGCGGUUUCGUGGACGGUGCCGCUGUCGACUACGCCCCAGGGGCAAUGGCCUUUAUCCAAAAAGAGCAGGCAGAAGACACCAGUAAGUCUGCUAGUGAGACCAUGGCUUACUUGAUGGGUGCCAUCGACCAGGAGGUUGGGGCCUGGUCGAGCUCUUCGAAGUUGCCUUCCCUGGAAGAGGAGUGA